ACACUUCGACCACCGAGAUGUAAACAUGGUGGUAAAAUCAAUUUUUGGAUCUGUUAUAUCAAACGUAUACAACAUUUUUCGUUCUUUAGUGGAUACUGCUUUCUACAUUAUCCUUCAAUCAACAAUUUUUUCUACUAUGGUGUUAAAUGCUGCUUUAAGUCUAUUGGUUUUGUUCGAAGAAAUCGCCAUUAUUUGUCUCCUACUUCCAUGGAUUCCUGCAAAAAGGAUAGGCAGCAUUUUCGGCUUCAUCAGAAAGCUGGGGUUCCCAGAAAAAAUAACAUUGAGCUUAUAUAUUGUGAUGGUGCUUGUAGUUAUGGUGCUAAAUCUUAUAGCUUUAGAACUGCAUUACUUACAACUCGACGAAAAUCUGCUGAGUAGUUUUGACGAGUUUAGGAAUAAUCUAUUCACAUCUCUUAAACUAUUCGUAGUAAUGCACCGUUUCUUACACCUGCUAUCAAAUGAAGCUUCACUUCGGAAAACCUGUAAGUUGUUGAAGAAGCGUCUUAAAAUCGAACAAGAUGAAGAAUUAGACGAAAAAGAUUUAGGUGAAACUGUGGAUGAUGACACUGAAGUAGACAUUUUGAGAGGCGAAUUGGAGAGGACAAGAUUAGAUCUGGAAGCAAUGAAGUUAGCAUACGCAACGUUGCAGGAGAAAAUAGAGAAAACAAAACGUACGGGGACUGGUUAAAAUGAAAAAUAUUUAUUUAUGUAAAAAAAAUGGAUUUGCGUUCUGUAAUAAAUAAAUGUUCUUUUACAGAUUUUGUUGAUUCUUCUGAAAGAAAGUAGAGAUUAUAAAUAUUUAUUCUAAAUUUGAUCUGAAACUUGGCUA
Molecule: messenger RNA, 829 nt
Organism: Uloborus diversus
Lineage: Eukaryota; Metazoa; Arthropoda; Arachnida; Araneae; Uloboridae
Exons: 7
Coding region: 26-688 (220 amino acids)
Source: RefSeq, a predicted model, not a curated record